Carassius auratus (goldfish) is the source of this 1455-nucleotide messenger RNA. RefSeq names its product glycerol-3-phosphate dehydrogenase [NAD(+)], cytoplasmic-like. The record is from RefSeq and is a predicted model, not a curated record. Gene Ontology annotation, molecular function: protein homodimerization activity; NAD binding; glycerol-3-phosphate dehydrogenase [NAD(P)+] activity. Gene Ontology annotation, cellular component: cytosol. The transcript has 8 exons. Lineage: Eukaryota; Metazoa; Chordata; Actinopteri; Cypriniformes; Cyprinidae. Bases 106 to 1065 code for a protein of 319 amino acids. Gene Ontology annotation, biological process: glycerol-3-phosphate catabolic process; carbohydrate metabolic process.
UCACGGGCUAUUUAACAGCGCGCCCACAGGAUUCUCUUCGGUCCGUCAGCGGCUCUCGGACACACUGAAGUCUUACAGCAAGUCCAGCCGGGACAGACGCGCAGCAUGGCGGCCAAGAAAGUCUGCAUUAUCGGCUCUGGGAACUGGGGUUCUGCCAUUGCCAAGAUAGUGGGCGCCAAUGCAGCAAAAUACAACACGUUUGAAAGCAAAGUGAACAUGUGGGUGUUUGAGGAGAUGGUCAACGGACGCAAUCUCACUGAAAUCAUCAACACCGAACACGAGAAUGUUAAAUAUUUGCCUGGACACAAGCUGCCGCCCAAUGUGCUGGCGGUUCCAGAUCUGUUGGACUCGGUAAAGGGUGCAGAUAUUCUCAUUUUUGUCAUCCCUCACCAAUUUGUGGCCCGAAUCUGUGACACCAUCAAGGGUCACAUCAAGACGGACGCUGUGGGAAUAUCCCUCAUUAAGGGUGUGGAUGAGGGUCCCGACGGACUGAAACUGAUCUCUGAUGUCAUUAGGGAAAAACUUGGCAUCACCAUGACCGUGCUUAUGGGAGCCAAUCUGGCCAAUGAGGUUGCUGAUGAGAAAUUCUGUGAAACUACGAUUGGGUGUAAAAGCAAAGCUCACGCACCCCUGCUGAAGGAACUGAUGCAAACACCAAACUUCCGUGUGACGGUGGUGGAGGAUUCUGACGUUGUGGAGAUCUGUGGGGCGUUAAAGAACAUUGUGGCAGUGGGCGCUGGUUUCUGUGACGGUCUGGAGUUCGGUGACAACACCAAGGCCGCCGUGAUCCGUUUGGGUCUGAUGGAGAUGAUUGCCUUUGCUCGACUAUUCUGCACGGCCAGUCCGGUCUCUCCCGCCACGUUUCUGGAGAGCUGCGGCGUCGCCGACCUCAUCACCACCUGCUACGGAGGACGCAACCGCAAAGUCGGAGAAGCGUUCACUAGAACGGGGAAAUCUAUCGAGGAGCUCGAGAAGGAACUGCUGAACGGCCAGAAACUUCAAGGUCCAGCAACCGCAGCGGAAGUUCAUCAGAUCCUCAAACACAAAAACCUGGUGGAAAAGUAACUAUCUUUGUGCUCUUCACAAUCAGUGCUGGGUUCCCCCUGUUUAAUGCGGUUUAUCAGAUCUGUUUCCAGGGUCACCCAGUCAAAGAGUUCAUCUCCUGUCUACAGAACCAUCCAGAACACAUGUAAACAUCAUCAUGGACAUUACGGCUGUUUUAGUUGUUUUUUCAUUAACACAUUUUGAAAUAUCUGUCUUAAUGUUGUGAAUUAAAAGUGCAUAAAAUUUUAUUUGGGAUAAAAUGCAUUUUAAUGGAUUUUUGACCUGUUUUCAAGUCUUACACUCUUGCAAACUACAUGUAACAUUUCUUAUUCUGUAAUGUUGCUGCCAAUGAAAAAGUGCCUUAAAGUUGGAAGUUGCUUUUCCAUGUGCCAUAAAAACAGAUUUGGUUCA